This is a messenger RNA of Cajanus cajan (pigeon pea), 1573 nucleotides long. RefSeq lists its product as uncharacterized. NCBI's taxonomy places the organism in Eukaryota, Viridiplantae, Streptophyta, Magnoliopsida, Fabales, Fabaceae. Gene Ontology annotation, molecular function: protein binding. The record is from RefSeq and is a predicted model, not a curated record.
UAGAGAGAGAAAGUGUGUGGGUGUUGUUGUGGCAGUCAUUGUAUUUGCACCUUGUGAGAGAAGCCUAAAUGAUGAAAAGGCAAAGGCAUUGAAGCAACAAAAAAGCAACACAGAUUCAGCGAGGAAUUCCAAUUACUUCUCCUGCAAGCCAGUUUCCGCCAUUAAAACGCUCAACAAAUUCUCACGAGAAAUCUCAUCGCAUCGACAAAAGCAAAAACCAACCCUUAGCUUCCAUUGCUAUAAAACCUGAUUCUCUCCGAUUUUCUUCUCCAACUUCCAAUGGACGUCGUUGCUUCCUAUUCCUUGCUUUUCAUGUGCUUCGUUCAAACCGUACGAGCCAUUCUAGACCCCAACGAUUUCCUCGCUCUGCAAUCCAUUCGGAAAUCGCUUCACGAUGUCCCCGGCUCCAAUUUCUUCGCCACCUGGGACUUCACCGCCGACCCCUGCAACUUCGCCGGCGUAUACUGCGCCGCCGACAAAGUGGUCGCGCUCAACCUCGGCGACCCCCGCGCCGGUUCCCCCGGUCUAACCGGAAAACUAGACCCUUCCAUUUCCAAACUCUCCGCUCUGGCCGACUUCACCGUGGUUCCGGGAAGAAUCUACGGUCCACUCCCUCAAACCCUCUCCCAACUAAAAAACCUCCGGUUCCUGGGCGUGAGUCGGAACUUCAUCUCCGGUUCGAUCCCCUCCGGUUUGGGGAACCUUCGCAAAGUGAGAACCAUCGAUCUCAGCUACAACCAGCUCAGCGGAACAAUCCCUCCCUCCAUCGGAGCCAUGCCGGAGUUAACCAACCUCAUCCUCUGCCACAACCGUCUCUCCGGUUCGGUUCCCUCCUUCGCCUCGGCUCAUACCCUAACCCGCCUCGAACUCAAACACAACUCUCUCUCCGGUUCGCUCGGACCGCAUUCUCUCCCUCCCUCCCUCCAGUACCUCUCCCUCUCAUGGAAUCGCCUUAGUGGGCCCGUGGACCGCCUCUUAACCCAACUCACCCGGCUCAACUACCUGGACCUUAGUUUAAACCAGUUCACAGGCCCAAUCCCGGCCCAGCUGUUCUCAUUCCCUCUCACAAACCUACAACUCGAGAGAAACCAAUUCAGCGGCCCGGUCCAACCCGUUAAUGAAGUAACGAUCGAAACCGUUGAUCUGAGCUAUAACCGCCUAUCGGGUGCGGUGUCGCCCAUGCUAGCGAGCGUGCAGAACCUGUACCUGAACAACAACGGCUUCACGGGGCAAGUUCCGGUGACCUUCGUCCAGCGGUUGUUGGCGGCGGGGAUUCAGAUUCUGUAUUUGCAGCACAAUUUCUUGACCGGAAUCGCCAUAAGCCCCACGGCGGAGAUUCCGGGAAGCAGUACUCUGUGUUUGCAGUACAAUUGCAUGGUGCCGCCCGUUCAGACGGCGUGCCCCUUCAAUGCCGGCAAGAGGAAAAUACGGCCAGCUGAGCAGUGUAACCGCCGCUGACUGCUGUCUCAAACUGAACCCUUUUCAGUUUUAUAUUUAUAUAUUUGUUGCUAUAUUCAAUUCACCCUUUUAAAAGAAUAUCAUAUAUACAACAAAAUCAUAUAUUAUAUAUGUA